AUGACUGGACAAACAGAGUGGCCCGCUAACAAGGUCCGUGCUACCUUUAUCAAAUAUUUUGAAGACAACGGCCAUGUUUUUGUGCCUUCCUCUUCUACUAUUCCCCACGAUGAUCCCACUCUCUUGUUUGCCAAUGCUGGUAUGAACCAAUACAAGCCCAUCUUCUUGGGUACCUUGGAUCCCAAUUCACCCUUGGCCAAUGUCAAGCGUGCCUGUAAUUCUCAAAAGUGUAUCCGUGCAGGUGGUAAACACAACGAUCUCGACGAUGUCGGUAGAGACACUUAUCAUCAUACCUUCUUUGAAAUGUUGGGUAAUUGGUCUUUUGGUGAUUACUUCAAGUUGGAGGCUACCAAGUUUGGUUGGGAAUUCUUGACCAAGGUGAUUGACCUUCCUGAAGAUCGUCUCUAUGUUACCUACUUUGGUGGUGACGAAAAGAUGGGUCUUCCUGCCGAUCUUGAAGCCAAGCAAAUGUGGAUGGAUCUCGGUGUCGAGGAAAAGCGCUUGAUUCCCGGCAGUGUCAAGGAUAACUUUUGGGAAAUGGGUGAGACAGGUCCUUGUGGUCCCUGUUCCGAAAUCCAUUACGAUCGCAUUGGUGGUCGUGAUGCUGCUCAUUUAGUCAACAUGGAUGAUCCCAAUGUGCUCGAAAUCUGGAACCUUGUUUUCAUGCAAUUCAACAGAGAAAUCGACGGCUCUCUUCGUCCUUUGCCCAACCAGCACAUUGAUACAGGUCUCGGUCUUGAGCGUCUUGUUUCUAUCUUGCAAAACAAGUACUCCAACUACGACACUGAUUGUUUCACUCCAUUGUUUGACAAGAUCAAGGAAUUGACUGGCGCUAGAGAUUAUACCGGUUUGUUGGGUGAGGAGGAUAAGGAUGGUAUCGAUACCGCUUACCGUGUCGUUGGUGACCACAUUAGAACUUUGACUUUUGCUAUUUCUGAUGGUGGCGUUCCUAGCAACGAAGGUCGUGGUUACGUGUUGAGACGUAUUCUCAGACGUGGUGCCAGAUAUGUUCGCAAGUACUUCAAUGUCCCUAUUGGUACUUUCUUCUCUUCUCUCGUCGACACCUUGCUUGAGCAAAUGCACGAAGCUUACCCUGAGCUCGCCAAGAAGGCUGCUGAUGUCAAGGCUAUCCUUGAUGAAGAAGAAGUUGCUUUCUCCAAGACCUUGGAUCGUGGUGAGAAGCUUUUCGAGCUCUACAUGAACAAGACCAAGGAGUCCGGAUCUUCCGUCCUAUCUGGUGAUGAUGUCUGGCGUCUUUAUGAUACCUAUGGCUUCCCUGUCGAUCUUACCCGUAUCAUGGCUGAAGAGAAUGGCUUAGAAGUCAAUGAAGCUCAAUUCGAAGCUGCCCAAGAAGCCGCCAAGAACAAGUCUCGUAAGGUCAAGGGUGGUGAUAACGGUCAAGGUGUUGUCGCUCUGGAUGUGCACGAUCUCGGUGCCUUGGACAGCAAUGCUGCUGUCCCCAAGACUGAUGAUAGCUACAAAUACUUGUCCGGUAAUGUUCAAGGCGACAUCAAGGCCAUCUUCUUUGAACACAAGUUCUUGGACAAUACUGCCGAUAUCCCUGAAGACCGUAACUUUGGUCUCUUGGUUGACAAGACCAACUUUUAUGCUGAAUCUGGUGGUCAAGAAUACGAUACUGGUUCCAUCAUCACUUUGGAUGGCAACACUGAAUUCGUUGUUGAAGACUGUCAACUGUAUGGUGGUUAUGUCCUCCACGUUGGACACUUAAAGUACGGUCAACUCAAGUUGGACGAUAAGGUCGAGCUGUCUUAUGAUGACAACAGACGUUAUCCUUUGAGAAACAACCACUCUGCCACUCACAUCCUCAACUUUGCUCUCCGUGAAGUCUUGAAGGAAGACAUUGAUCAAAAGGGCUCUCUUGUCUCCCCUGAAAAGCUCAGAUUCGAUUUCUCUUUCAAGAACCCCGUCAAUGUCAAGCAGUUGGCCGAGGUCGAGAAGAUCUGUGAUGAUUUCAUUUCAAAGAACCUCAAGGUGUACUCCAAGGAAGUGCCUUUGGCUGUUGCCAAGGCCAUCCAUGGUUUGAGAGCUGUCUUUGGUGAGACUUACCCUGAUCCCGUUCGCGUUGUCUCUAUUGGUUUUGAUGUUGACGAAAUCACCAACGAUGUUUCCAACCCCAAGUGGGGUACUACCAGCAUUGAAUUCUGUGGUGGUACUCAUGUUGCCAAGACCAGCGAUAUCAAGUAUUUCGUCAUUCUCGAAGAAUCUGGUAUUGCCAAGGGUAUCCGUCGUAUUGUUGCCGUCACUGGUGAUGAAGCUGCUGCCGCUCAUCGCAAUGCUGACGAAUUCGUUGGCAAACUCGAUAGACUUGAAAAGUUGAGUGGUGCUGAACUCGAGGCUGAAUUGAAGGUUGUCAACAAGGAGUUGGACCUCGCCGUCAUCUCUGCUGUCUCCAAGGCCCACUUCCGUGAACGUUUCACUCAAAUCAAGAAGGCUUUUGACAAUGCUGAAAAGGCUCGCAAGGCCGAACAAAUCAAGGAAGCCAGUGAUGCUGUCAAGAAGUACUUUGAAGCCAACCCUGAUGCUCAAUACCUCGUCACUGAAUUGCCUGUUGGUAACAACUCCAAGGCUUUAGGUGGUGCUAUCAACUAUGCCAAGGCAAACUUGAAGGAUAAGGCUGUCUAUGUCUUGAGUGGUGAUGAGGCUAGUGGCCGUGUUGCACACAACUGUAUUGUGGGUAAGAACCUGAUCGAGAAGGGUUUCAAGGCCUCUGACUGGGCUACCGUUGUCUGUGAAAAGGUCGGUGGUAAGAAGGGUGGUAAAGACGAUGCUGCUCAAGGUUCUGGUGAUAAGAUUGAGGCUUUAUCUGAUGCUUUGAAGGCUGCUGAAGAGUUUGCCAAGUUGAAGAUUAGUGCUUAA
Mucor velutinosus is the source of this 2877-nucleotide messenger RNA. RefSeq lists its product as uncharacterized. Bases 1 to 2877 code for a protein of 958 amino acids. Lineage: Eukaryota; Fungi; Mucoromycota; Mucoromycetes; Mucorales; Mucoraceae. Gene Ontology annotation, biological process: alanyl-tRNA aminoacylation. Gene Ontology annotation, molecular function: aminoacyl-tRNA deacylase activity; alanine-tRNA ligase activity; nucleic acid binding. The record is from RefSeq and is a predicted model, not a curated record. The transcript is spliced from 5 exons. Gene Ontology annotation, cellular component: mitochondrion; cytoplasm.